UGGAGCGGCAACUGUGACAGACCAUAAGAAGAAACUUCACUCCUUUACCAGAACUCCAUACAACGAAGUGACUGGUGGUCUGUGUGUUAAAAUAAACGACUGGAUAUACUAUAAGUGAUCGACCGACAUCCAGAGAACUUUUUUUAUUUUUAAUUCAUUUUUAGAAAAAAGAAGUCUUAAUAAUAUGGGAGAAGAAAAUAUCAGAUUUUUGACUAUUUGGAUAAUUUUGGGAAACAUAUUUGGAACUUUUUCUUCUGUCCCUGAAGCCACCACCACCACUGUGUUUGUAAACACCACAGUCACCACUCCUCCCGUGCCAACCACAGCUGAAUGGAUCACAGACUUCAGUGACAUCGUGUCCAAGUUCUCCCUGCGCACGGCAGAGAUCCCUGAUGAUGACAUGUGCUAUAUCGUGGCUGGGAGGCCAGAAACCAUCAAAGAGUGUGAAUUCAAUGCAGAAACACAGAGCUUCAUUGUGAUACACGGCUGGACGGUGACAGGGAUGUUUGAGAGCUGGGUGCCCAAGCUGGUGUCUGCGCUGUACGAGCGCGAGCCCACUGCCAAUGUGAUCGUGGUGGACUGGCUGACCCGCGCCAACCAGCACUACCCGACCUCCGCUGCCUACACCAAACUAGUGGGCCGUGACGUCGCCAAGUUCGUCACCUGGUUACAAAAAGAGCUGCAGUUGCCCUGGGAGAGGAUUCAUCUGCUGGGUUACAGCCUGGGAGCACAUGUAGCUGGAAUCGCCGGAGACCUCACCGACCAUAAAAUCAGCAGGAUCACAGGUCUGGAUCCGGCUGGUCCCACCUUCGAGCAUGCAGAUGACCAGAGCACCCUGUCCCGAAAUGACGCCCAGUUCGUGGACGUCCUGCACACCAACACCAGGGGCUCCCCAGACCGCAGCAUCGGCAUCCAGAGGCCUGUGGGCCACAUCGACAUUUACCCCAAUGGAGGCACCUUCCAGCCGGGCUGCGACAUCCAGAAUACCUUGCUGGGGAUUGCAUUGGAAGGGAUCAAGGGCCUCCAAAACAUGGACCAGCUGGUGAAAUGCUCCCACGAGCGCUCCAUCCACCUGUUUAUCGACUCUCUGCUGAACACCCAGCAGCAGAGCAUGGCAUACCGCUGCGGCACCAAAGAGGCCUUCAACAAGGGACUGUGCCUCAACUGCAGGAAGAAUCGCUGCAACAAGCUUGGUUACAACAUCAACAAGGUCCGCACCACCCGCAGCACCAAGAUGUACCUCAAGACCCGUGAAAUGAUGCCAUUCAAAGUUUUCCAUUACCAAGUGAAGGUCCACAUCUUCAGUAAGGACAAGCUGAGCUUCACAGAGCAGCCGAUGAAGAUUUCUCUGUAUGGAACCCACGGAGAGAAAGAGGACAUUUCCUUUGUCCUGCCGGAGCUGAAAAGUAACACCACUCUGUCCUUCCUCAUCACCACCGACGUCGACAUCGGAGACCUGAUGAUCGUGAAGCUGCGCUGGGAGAAGGACACCAUCAUCAGCUGGUCCAGCUGGUGGGGCAGCAACAAGUUCCACAUCCGCAAACUGCGCGUCAAGUCCGGGGAGACCCAGUCCAAGGUGAUCUUCAGUGCGAAGGAAGGGGAGUUUUCCUACCUUGUCAGGGGCGGAGAGGAAGCAGUCUUUGUCAAGUCAAAGGAAGACAAUAUGAGCCGUAAAGAGAAAUUGAUGCACAAGCUGAAAAUGCAGGGCAGUCUUUUUGGGCAGAACGACGCUUGAAGUUGCACUUGGCCACACAGCCACAUCAUGCACAUCAUCCAUUUCUACAUACAUAACCAAAGAUUGACAGCACACUGCAACACUGGGAAAGCUAUUGCAAGUAACAGGACAUAUAUAGUGAACUGCUGCUUUUUUUUUUCUCUGAUUCUUCCUGUUUUUUCCUCAACUCCCAGUGCAACCAACACAACCUCAUCCAUGGUGCUGGAAAUCAGUCCACUCACAAGCUCUCCCUGUCUCUGAAAGCUCUCUCUCUGCUGCUGAAAAAUGUUACAGGUUUCUUUGUGAUGAUGUGCUCUAAGCAGCUUUUGCUUUGUAAUCAUUUGUUUAUGCUUUUGUAACCCAUAUGUACUGUUAUGUUAUACUGAUUUUAAUGUAAUUUGAAACCCAGAACUGGUGUGUUUUCUUUGCUUAUGUGAACUUGGAUUAUUGUUAAUGUAAAAAAAAAAAAAAAAAAAAAAAAAAAAAAAGAUUCAGAGUGACAGGCAUAAUGUAGGCACAUCUUUUUUUUUGAUGAUCACAUUGUCCCUCAUGUUUGUCUUUUCCUAACCACUAAUUGCCAACAAUCAACAGGGACCAAAGAAAUAUUUACUAUCUACUGAAUGGAGAAUCACAUUGGUCAUUGUACAUACCUGUUUUUAAUCAGUAUUAUAUAUAUAUUUUUUGAAUAUGAGUCGUGUGUUAAUAUCUGAUCUCUUGAAGCCUUGCUUGUUCUUUGAUUGCGUUUUGGUUAUUGUGUCACUGGUCACUUUAAAAGUCCCCUUCAGCCAUUUUAGAUUUUGAGGUCAAUGACAGCGCAGUUCAGCCUAAAAACGUUAUGAAUGGGUCAACAGUGUCUCACCUGAAACAGUUUACCUUGUCAGUCUACAACAUGCCCUUAUAUUGAAAGGUCAAGCGUUACAAAAUUGCUCAAAGAACUAAAAAUGCAAACCUUUGUAAUUUGUGAUGGACUGGCCUACGUGAUAGCCAUAAUACAUCUCAAGAAUAGUUCAUUUUGUAUUUAUUGAAUGUACAUUUAUAUAUUUGUAUAUUAAGCUGUAAUAUAUGUUGGCAGGCUUCCAUUGUCGUCUGUAUUUUUAUAAAUGAAGCGUUUUGUGAUUUUUAUGCAAAAGGCUUUGGAACGAUCGAUCAAAUCGGUCUCCAUGCCUGCUGUUGAGUGCAUUUACUUUUCUGAACUGAAAUGCAGUGCACUGUGUAAAGAAAGAGCACAGGAUGGAUUAAUAAAGAGAUAAACCACA
Lates calcarifer (barramundi perch) is the source of this 2970-nucleotide messenger RNA. It is a transcript of the gene lpla, whose product is annotated as lipoprotein lipase. Gene Ontology annotation, molecular function: apolipoprotein binding; lipoprotein lipase activity. The record is from RefSeq and is a predicted model, not a curated record. The transcript is spliced from 10 exons. Gene Ontology annotation, biological process: lipid metabolic process. Bases 185 to 1735 code for a protein of 516 amino acids. Lineage: Eukaryota; Metazoa; Chordata; Actinopteri; Centropomidae.